UGCUGGGACAGAUGGGACAGCAGGCCACACUGGAGGAACCACUCAAGUAGACCUCGACCUGCUCACAGUGCUCGCACUCACUGCCCGACCAAAAAAGCUACUCUGCUGGGAAAAUACGCUUCUGUCUAUUCUCACAGACAUAUAAUCUUAACAGCAAACUGGAACUACUAGACUGGGACAAUACCUUUGGACAAAAACUUGAAGGAUGCAGGACGGGAGAUGGAAUCAGUCCCUCCCCCUCUCUCUGCUUAUGAAGGAUGGGGGCAGGGUUCUAGAGGGAGACGGAGGGGUGUUCUCAGAGACGUCGUCUGAUGGGGAUCUAUACCUGGACUCUAUGGCGGAUAUGGACGCCGGAGUUGGGGACUUUUCAGAUCUUACCGCCUUCCUCAGCCAAGACGAGAUCAACCGCAGCCUGGACCUGGCUCGGGAGGCCUUCAGUGAUGCAGAAGACCGGGGAGUCACUGUCUCUCCUAUUCCCAGAACCCAGGAGCCGGCUCUCUACUUCCCCUCCCCCACCCCCUUCAACACCACAGAAUACCUGACCAAAAGCCCCAGCUUCCCCCACCAAACCAAAGCCCACUCCCCAGAUGACAGUCACUCAGUCAAAGUCACCUCCAGCCAGAGUUUCCACCUCAGCAGGCCCAUACAGACCACAUGUGAAGCCAUGGCCUUGCCUGAGAAGUUUGUCUGCCACAAGAACAUCACCCCAGUCUAUAAGCAGGACAAGCCCCGACUGGUCCACGAGGGCUUAGAGCUGAAUGAACGGGCUGCCUCCGCCACUGAGUUCUGUAGCCGUGCUGCCACCUUCAUCGAGGAGCUGUCCUCUAUCUUUAAAGGCUCCGCCCGGCCGGAGCAAAUGGGGGAGGAAGACUCCUCCUCUCCCGACAGCGGGUAUCUGUCUCCUAAGAGCCACUGGCUGGGCCCCCAGGGCUCUGCCUCUGUCCCCCCACAGCCUCUCAUCCAACAGGGGGCACCACAGCAGUGUGAGCCAGGCUUGGGUAUCCAGCCAGCAAGCAUGAUGGGUGGAAUGGGUGUGACGGGUGUCCCUUCUCUGAGUGUGACGGGGGUUCCAAUUGUCUCCAAUCUGAUGAGUGUGAAUGAGUUGAUGGGGAAGCAGCAGCACAGUGGAGCCCAGUUGAUGGGGAAGCAGCAGCACAGUGGAGCCCAAUUGAUGGGGAAGCAGCAGCACAGUGGAGCUCAGUUGAUGGGGAAGCAGCAGCACAGUGGAGCACAGUUGAUGGGGGAGCAGCAGCACAGUGGAGCCAAGUUGAUGGGGGAGCAGCAGCACAGUGGAGCUCCGUUGAUGGGGAAGCAGCAGCACAGUGGAGCUCAGUUGAUGGGGGAGCAGCAGCACAGUGGAGCCCUGUUGAUGGGGAAGCAGCAGCACAGUGGAGCCAUGUUGAUGGGGGAGCAGCACAGUGGAGCCAAGUUGAUGGGAGAGCAGCACAGUGGAGCCAAGUUGAUGGGGAAGCAGCAGCACAGUGGAGCCAAGUUGAUGGGGGAGCAGCAGCACAGUGGAGCCCAGUUGAUGGGGGAGCAGCAGCACAGUGGAGCCCAGUUGAUGGGAGAGCAGCAGCACAGUGGAGCCCAGUUGAUGGGGGAGCAGCGGCACAGUGGAGCCCAGUUGAUGGGGCAGCAGCAGCACAGUGGAGCCCAGUUGAUGGGGGAGAAGCUCAGUGGAGCACAGAGUGUAGAUGGAGACCUGUCACUGCCACACUUUACCCAGAAGCUGAAGAGCCAGGAGGUGGCAGAGGGACACCCCAUCCAACUGGAGUGUAGGGUGGCAGGAAACCCUCAGCCGCUGGUCAGGUGGUUCUGUGAGGGGCGGGAGCUGCACCACUGUCCUGACAUCCAGAUCUGGAGGGAUGGUGCCCUACAUACGCUGGUGAUCGCUGAGGCCUUCGAGGACGACACGGGACGCUACACCUGCGUGGCCUCCAACAGCCUGGGGGCGGACAACACCUCGGCAGAGGUCUACAUCCAGGGUGCUUCAUCCUCCGACUCAGAAGGAGAAGUGUCAAAGUCCAGAUCAGGAGCCAUGCCUCAGGUCCAGAAGAAGACGACUUCAAUCUCCCUGUCCAUUCGUUCACCUUCACCCAAGAGCCCUGAGGUUGUUCCUCACCGCUCCACCCUGGUCCUAUCUGCACCCCCACACCGGAUGCAGAGUCCAGUUUCUUCACUAUAUGGAGGUGGUGGUCCUCUUACAGCGCCCCCUAUCUUUACCAAGCUCUUACAGAAUGCCCAGGCAUCAGAGGGUCAGGUGGUUGUGUUGGAGUGCAGGGUUCGAGGCAGCUUUCCUCUGCAGGUCCAAUGGUCCAGACAGGGACAGGUCAUCCAGGACUCUCCAGACUUCCGCAUCCUGCAGAAAAAGCCACGGUCUGCAGCAGAGCCAGAGGAGAUCUGUACGCUGGUGAUAGCAGAGGCCUUCCCAGAGGAUGGAGGUCAGUUCUGCUGCACUGCAACCAACCUUUACGGCUCCGUCAGCAGCACAGCCCAACUCUCUGUCACUGGAGGGGCCUUCAACACUCCCACAGCGGUGUACGACUCGGUCAGGAAUGGUGUGGCGCCCGGGGAUGACUCUGUCUUUGAGGACACCCAGGCCUUUCCCCCUCCCCCGCCCACAGAGAUCAGCCUAUUGGAGGUUCCGCCCAAGGUCCCACCCAGUACCUGCGCCGAGGGUUUCCACGUCAACGAGCUGGAGAUCUGGCCCAGCAUGUCGGGCCUGCAGCCUGUCCACAUGUACCACGACGUGGAAGGUCAGGACCGGGCCAACUGGGCACUGCAGAACGGCAGGCCUGCCAGCCCCUCUCAGCCCACCUUCAGCCUGCUUCCACGAGAGGCCCAGCCAGACUUCCCAGGCCCAGCCAAGAUGUCUCCGCCCCCAGUGAAGGAAGGUCCUCCACUGCCCACCAAGCCCAAACUAGCGGAGGGUAUAGAGGAGGAGACAGAACAUGACAGGAACGCAGAACAGUUGAAGCAGCUGCAGGAUCAGAUUAUAUUGGAACAGCAGGAAGCAGCCAAUUGGAUCCAACAUCAGGAGCAAGAGCAGGAAGUCCCGCCUCUGCCACAGCAGCCCCCGGAAGUGCCCUCUCUGCCUUCUCUUCCUCUUCCCCCUCCUCCCUCCUUCCAGGAGCUGGAGAGCAGCGCCAUGCAGACCAGCACCUUCAACUACGCCCGGCCAAAGCAGUUCAUUGCUGCCCAGAGCCCUGGGGGGACUGGCCCUAUGGGGGGCUAUGUCACCCAGUCCUCAGGGUCCUCUGGUUCCAGCCUGCCCUCCCCCCUCUCCCCACCCACCUCACAAAAACCCUUCACCAGGGUUGUCCUGCCUCCCUUCAGUAAGGGCGGUAGCAUUGAGUCUCAGUCCCCUUCCUCUCCCUCCUUCCCACCUCCACCUCCUCCCUUCCUCAGUAGCAGCAUUUCAUCCUUGUCAGGCCCUGCCAAAGACUUCCCUCCACCCCCUCCUCCCCCUCCUCCACCUGUCUCUUCGGCUCCCCCCUACUCCCUCGCCCACUCCAACAGCUCCUCCCCCUUCACCUCCAUGCCCCAAUCACCUGCUGGCUUCCUGGCCUCUGUCCUUCCAGCCACACCCACUAGCCCAUCCUUCAACGCCCUGGGCCUGCCUAAAGGGAACGGGACUAUCAGUGCUUUUCCCCGGAAGCAGUCCAGAGGAACCCCACGCCUGGCCUCAGACUCUGACAUCCAGGGAACCAAGGAUGCUGUCAUUCAGGACCUGGAGAGGAAGCUACGAUUCAAGGAGGAGCGCAUGAGCAACGGACAACAGAGGUUAACCUAUGAGGAGAAGAUGGCUCGCAGGCUGCUGGGGGCAGACAAUGCAGCCACAGUACUAAACACACAGCAGCAGGAUGAGGAGCCAGUUACACAGGAUUCCAGUUCAUCUGACAUAGAAUCUGUCCCUCAAAAGGAGUACAAGGUGUCCAGCUUCGAGCAGCGCCUGAUCAGUGAGAUCGAGUUCCGUCUGGAGCGCUCUCCAGUGGAGGAGUCUGACGACGAUGUGCAGCAUGACGAGAAUGCCACCGGCACCGGGGUGGUGCCCUUCUUCGACAGCAAGCUCAAACACUACAAGGUGUUCGAGGGCAUGCCCGUCACCUUCUCCUGCAAGGUCAUUGGAGACCCCAAGCCCAAGAUCUACUGGUUUAAGGAUGGGAAGCAGAUCUCUAAGAGGAGUGAACACUACAGGAUCAGCCGCGACGCUGACGGGACCUGCAACCUCCACACCGCCGCCGCCUCAUUGGACGAUGACGGCAACUACACCAUUAUGGCUGGUAACCCUGAGGGGAGGGUGAGCUGUACUGGAAGGAUGAUGGUCCAGGCAGUGAACCAGAGGGGGAGGAGCCAGCGCUCUGCACCUGGACACAUCCGCAGACCUAGGUCUCGGUCCAGAGACAGUGGUGAUGAGAACGAGAACAUCCAGGAGCGUCACUUCCGCCCCCACUUCCUGCAGGCGCCUGGUGACCUCAUCGUCCAGGAGGGUAGGCUCUGCCGGAUGGACUGCAAGGUGAGUGGCUUGCCCACACCAGACCUGAUCUGGCAGCUGAAUGGUCAGACCAUUCGUCCUGACUCCGCCCACAAGAUGCUGGUGAGGGAGAAUGGCGUCCACUCGCUGGUCAUCGAGCCCGUGUCCAGCCGUGAUGCAGGCAUCUACACCUGUAUUGCCAGCAACCGCGCUGGACAGAACUCCUUCAACCUGGAACUCAUUGUAGCAGCCAAAGAGAUGCACAAGGCCCCUUCGUUCAUCGAGAAGCUGCAGAACACUGGUGUUGCCGAGGGUUACCCGGUGCGUCUGGAGUGCCGUGUGUCGGCUGUUCCCUACCCACAGAUCUUUUGGAAGAAAGAGAAUGAAUCUUUCACGCACAACACAGACAGGAUAAGCAUGCACCAGGACAACUGUGGCUAUCUGUGUAUGAUCAUCCAACCAGCCAUGAAGGAGGAUGCUGGCUGGUACACCGUGUCUGCCAAGAACGAGGCUGGCAUUGUGUCCAGCACUGCACGACUCGACGUCCACACUCAGUGGCAGCAGCCCAACACUCCCAAGCCUAAGAAGGUGCGUCCGUCGACGAGUCGCUAUGCAGCGCUGACAGAGAGAGGACUGGACGUGAAGGCAGCCUUCUUCCCCGACUCCAGCCCCCUGCAGCCGGGAGGCCUGGUGGAGAGUGAUGACCUGUAGAGACCAACGGGGGCACCACAUGCCCAAACAAGUCCCUAAUGUAAUGCCUUAAAACUAACCCCUGACCCCAGUACCAGCCCUGUUCCACCCCGUUCUCCCCAGACAUAGGGGUAAAUGUAACCCCCUCCAUCUGAGGUGUUGUACGACAAGGCCACAGAUACCUUUCUGGAAGAUGGAUGACGGGCAAUGUGACACCCCAUAAUAUCUUUGUCAAUCAAACAUGGAUCCCAAUUUAGGAUCAGAUGAUUCCCUUUGGUCAACCAUUAAAGCAGAGGAAUCUACCCUGAAACCCAUUGAAGUUUAUUUUCGAUUGUAAAACUGCCAUUACCACACACAAGUGUGUUCACCUCUGAAGUGUCUGAGAUAUCUCACAUGAUCUCUCUGUAACAAUUAUAAUUCAAAGGUAUAAAGUUCAAGUUGAAAGUAGCAUUAUUAUGCAUGUUACAAUGUUGCCAUUUGUGACGCUGUAUGUAAAUGGAUGACGUUUUAUGAAAUACUCCCUCAACAAAGGCACCAAAUUGUAGGGGCAGAGAUAUUUAGAAACGGGACAAACUUUGGAUCUGCAAUGGAAAGUCCAAAGCAUGGGAGCAGCACAUCAUGUUUCCCAGAAGAAACCCCAAAACAAAGUUAUUAUUUUAUAUGGGUAUCACAGCAUAGUCUGGGUAACAUAGCACAAUAUGGAUAUCAGCAGUGUCUUUUUUUUUGUUACAAGUAGCACAAUACCCUAGAUAUCAGCAUUGUCGGGUUCAACAUUUAUCAUAAUUACCAUAGAUAUUGCACAAGGCCGGGCCUUACUUACUUUUCGCUUCUGUUUUUUUGUCAGGUCAAAUGACCUUGGAAGUUAAAACUGUUUAGUAACUUUGGAUGAGUUGUGAAAAAGAGAAUGUUGGCUGAAUGAUGCAGACACCGUUGAGAGCUUUGUGUUACCAUAGUAACUUCAGUGAUUGAUUGAUGGAAAGAGAGGUCCGUGACAUGCUAGGAGGUACUGGCAUGUGAAGGUUGACUAUAACAGGGACAGGAUGAGGGGUUAUCCUGGGCCAGGAGGCCCACAAGAUCUGUCUCAGCCCAGUGUCAACAGUCACUUCAACGCUUGUGAACUGUGUGAUACGUGAGUGGGAGACAUCAAGGACAGACAAAAGCAAGUUUUUCAGAAUGGAAUUCAAUGUGAGAAGAUGACAAAGCAAUGGAUUAUGUUGAUGAUGAAAUGAUGAAGAAUGACAGAUUCUGUUAUGACAGAUUCUGGAGAUCAUUUAUUUCCUUUGAUGUUUCAGUUUAAAAUCUUCAAACACAUGAGACAGUCCUAAAAAUGGCUUCAGUGGAUUGAUCACACACUACAGAUGGUCUGCUUUAUUUUUUGUAUGAAAAAAACCUCUAUUUACUUUCCCAAGAAACUUGACAUAAAUGAUGUAUCUUCUCUAAUGUUCAAUGACAAAACAUAAUCCUGACUGUAUUAAAAUAUCACUCUUUUUAAACUAUAUUGCCUUAAAAGAUCACUUGGGCCUAUUUCAAUCACUAUCUGUCCAUAUUUUUCUGAGGCACUUAUGACAAGUAUUUUUGACAAUUAUUAACUGUUUAGAAGGGAGAAUAUAUGCACAGAAUUGUAUUGAAAUAAGUAAUUAUAUAUUUUCUUUCACUACUGUAUUACCAAAUGGGCAUAUCUUGCUGUAUCUGUUCAGAUCAUGUUUCAUCCUGCCAUGACUGGUCACUCACAAACAUAUAGGACACCUUUUUGAUUUAUAUGCCAAUCUGUGCCUGUAUAUGGAAUGUUCUCCUGAUAUCAUGUUAGUUUAUGAAAGAUAAUAAAAAUCAAAGUCUGGA
Messenger RNA from Oncorhynchus kisutch (coho salmon), 7003 nucleotides. RefSeq names its product palladin, cytoskeletal associated protein (gene palld). NCBI's taxonomy places the organism in Eukaryota, Metazoa, Chordata, Actinopteri, Salmoniformes, Salmonidae. The record is from RefSeq and is a predicted model, not a curated record. The transcript has 23 exons. Gene Ontology annotation, molecular function: protein kinase activity. The coding region runs from base 206 to 5185 and encodes 1659 amino acids.